Messenger RNA from Asterias rubens (European starfish), 846 nucleotides. Its product is annotated as lactadherin-like. The record is from RefSeq and is a predicted model, not a curated record. NCBI's taxonomy places the organism in Eukaryota, Metazoa, Echinodermata, Asteroidea, Forcipulatida, Asteriidae. Bases 1 to 846 code for a protein of 281 amino acids. The transcript is spliced from 5 exons.
AUGGCGCCAGCCACGCUAAUUUUAGGCUUACUUACGAUUUGUCACAAAGUUUCUCCGAUAUCUGCUGGUUGCGGCAGCAUUUUCUUGCCCGACCAGCACCAUGCAUUGAUCGGUCACUCGUUCCUGGGUCAAACAGGGACCGGUCGGAUUCAGUGCAUGAUGCUCUGCUGGAGGCACAGUCGUUGUUUGUCAUUCAACCAUGAUGACACCAAUGGUACAUGUCAGCUGAACAACGCGAGGAAAGAAGAAUUUCCCGAAAGUUACAAGCAAGAUGAACACUUGUCGUACUUCGGUUCCUCCAAAAAGGGACACGAAGACAAAGCAGCAACAACCACAGCUGCAGCAACAACGACGACCACAAUUGCAGCAGUUACGCUAAAAGUUUGCAAUUCACCUCUUGGUAUGGAAAGCGGCGCCAUAGCCGAUAGUCAGAUCAAAGCGAGUAGCGUCAAAAAUAACGACCACGCAAACUACGGAACAGCGCUCGCCCGAUUAAACAGCGAAAGUGCUUGGUGUGCCAAUACGGCUGUAAAACCCAGAUGGAUCCAGGCUGAUAUGGGCAGCGUGAAGGAUCUCCGUGCCAUAAUCGUACAAGGCCGUCCCGGGCAAUAUGUAUUUACAUUUACUCUGAGUAAGAGUGGUAAUGGCGCUCAGUGGACGCACUUACUCGACGGAAACGGGUAUAAGAAGAGAUACUAUGCCAGGGAAUCCUACAAGAUAAGACAGCGAGUCUCUGUCGAGACAGCACCAUCGGCGGGUAUCCGAAGCCGAUACAUCCGUAUCACGGCGAUUUCAUUUACCACCAAUUAUUUAUGUAUGCGAUUUGAACUUAUUGGCUGCGACUGA